Molecule: messenger RNA, 1473 nt
Organism: Arabidopsis arenosa
Lineage: Eukaryota; Viridiplantae; Streptophyta; Magnoliopsida; Brassicales; Brassicaceae
Source: the annotation of a GenBank genome assembly
CGGCGAGUUCGACUCGGUGAUUUUUUUCCUAGAAAACAAAAAUUCUUCUUACGGAUUGAUUUUGAUUUUCUCUCUUUCGAUUCUAGAUCUAGAAAUCGUGUAGCUGUUUCUUUUUUCUCGAAUUCAAUUUUGAGGUUUGGAGAUGGCGAGCGAGCUGAUCAACCGGCGACACGAGGCGGAUCAACCCAUCGCCGAUGCUUAUUACCCGAAACCAAUCAAACCAUGGUUCAUGGUGACUCGUCCGAUGCGUUACAUGCUCCGUGAACAGAGACUUAUCUUCGUUCUCGUUGGCAUUGCAAUCGCUACUUUGGUUUUCACAAUUUUCCCUCGCUCCACCCAAUCAAACGCAUACUCGGAUCCGUUUUCCGGUUACGGAAUCAGACCCGACGAAUCGUACGUUCCGGCGAUGCAAGCUCAGAGGAAACCUAGCCUCGAGUACCUGAACCGGAUCGGAGCAACAGGCGGGAAAAUCCCACUCGGAUUGAAACGCAAAGGGCUACGAGUCGUUGUCACCGGUGGUGCUGGAUUCGUUGGAUCGCAUCUUGUGGAUCGUUUGAUGGCUAGAGGAGAUACUGUCAUCGUUGUUGACAAUUUCUUCACUGGAAGGAAAGAGAACGUUAUGCACCAUUUCAGUAACCCUAAUUUUGAACUUAUCCGUCACGAUGUUGUUGAGCCGAUUCUUCUUGAGACGAAUGUGGUUGGAACACUGAACAUGCUUGGUUUGGCUAAGCGAGUCGGUGCUAGAUUUCUCCUGACGAGUACCAGUGAGGUUUAUGGCGAUCCUCUGCAGCAUCCUCAGGUCGAGACUUACUGGGGAAACGUUAAUCCAAUUGGUGUUCGUAGUUGCUACGAUGAAGGAAAACGUACGGCAGAGACGUUGACCAUGGACUAUCACAGAGGUGCCAAUGUUGAGGUCAGGAUUGCUAGGAUCUUCAACACCUAUGGUCCAAGAAUGUGUAUAGAUGAUGGGCGUGUUGUCAGCAACUUCGUUGCACAGGCACUAAGGAAAGAACCAUUGACUGUUUACGGUGAUGGGAAGCAGACAAGGAGUUUCCAAUUUGUUUCUGAUCUGGUUGAAGGUUUGAUGAGAUUGAUGGAAGGAGAACAUGUCGGGCCAUUUAACCUCGGUAACCCUGGUGAAUUCACAAUGCUCGAGCUCGCUAAGGUGGUCCAAGAGACGAUUGAUCCAAACGCAAACAUAGAGUUCAGACCAAACACAGAAGACGACCCUCACAAGAGAAAGCCUGACAUCACAAAGGCCAAAGAGCUUUUAGGUUGGGAACCAAAGGUCUCUCUUCGUCAGGGACUGCCUCUCAUGGUCAAAGAUUUCCGUCAACGUGUCUUUGGUGACCAGAGAGAAGGCUCCUCUGCAGCUGCAACCACCACCAAGACAACUUCAGCUUGAGCAAAUGCAGAAUCGAGUAGCAGCCACUGCGGCUGGUAGUGGGUUGAAAACAAAAUUGCAAGACUUUG